Messenger RNA from Lemur catta (Ring-tailed lemur), 4731 nucleotides. RefSeq names its product tweety family member 3 (gene TTYH3). Gene Ontology annotation, molecular function: volume-sensitive chloride channel activity; intracellularly calcium-gated chloride channel activity. The transcript is spliced from 15 exons. Bases 185 to 1765 code for a protein of 526 amino acids. Lineage: Eukaryota; Metazoa; Chordata; Mammalia; Primates; Lemuridae. The record is from RefSeq and is a predicted model, not a curated record. Gene Ontology annotation, cellular component: plasma membrane.
AAAGAGGCGGCGGGCGCGAGCGGCCGAGCGAAUCCGAGCGCAGCCGAGCCGGGCCGAGCCGGGCCGAGCCGGGCCGGGCCGGGCCCAGGAGCGCGCGGACGAUGCGGGCGGCCGGGCCGGGGUCGGCGGGUCCCUGAACCCCUUGGCCGGGCCAGCGAGGGAGCCGGAGGCGGCGGGGCCCGCCAUGGCCGGGGUCAGCUACGCGGCGCCCUGGUGGGUGAGCCUCCUGCACCGGCUGCCUCACUUCGACCUGCGGUGGGAGGCCACCAGCAGCCAGUUCCGGCCCGAGGACACCGACUAUCAGCAGGCACUGCUGCUGCUGGGAGCCACCGCCCUGGCCUGCCUCGCCCUGGACCUCCUCUUCCUGCUCUUCUACUCCUUCUGGCUGUGCUGCCGACGGCGCAAGAGCGAGGAGCACCUGGACGCAGACUGCUGCUGCACGGCCUGGUGCGUCAUCAUCGCCACGCUGGUGUGCAGUGCCGGCAUCGCCGUGGGCUUCUACGGCAACGGGGAGACCAGCGAUGGCGUCCAUCGAGCCACCUACUCGCUCCGCCACGCCAACCGCACGGUGGCCGGCGUCCAGGACCGCGUAUGGGACACCGAAGCAGCCCUGAACCGCACGGCGGAGCCCAGCCUGCAGAGCCUGGAGCGGCAGCUGGAGGGGCAGCCGGAGCCCCUGCGGGCCGUGCAGCGGCUGCAGGGCCUGCUGGAGACGCUGCUGGGCUACACGGCCGCCAUCCCCUUUUGGAGAAACCCUGUGGUGUCGCUGGAGGUGCUGGCAGAGCAGGUGGAUCUCUAUGACUGGUACAGGUGGCUGGGCUACUUGGGCCUGCUGCUGCUCGAUGUCAUCAUCUGCCUCCUGGUGCUGGUCGGCCUCAUCCGGAGCUCCAAGGGCAUCCUGGUCGGGGUCUGCCUGCUGGGCGUCCUGGCCCUGGUCAUCAGCUGGGGCGCACUGGGCUUGGAGCUGGCCGUGUCUGUGGGCUCCAGCGACUUCUGUGUGGACCCCAACACCUACGUGAGCAAGAUGGUAGAGGAACACUCAGUGCUGAGUGGGGAUAUCCUGCAAUACUACCUGGCCUGCUCGCCCCGUGCUGCCAACCCUUUCCAGCAGAAGCUGUCGGGCAGCCACAAGGCACUGGUGGAGAUGCAGGACAUCGUGGUCGAGCUCCUGAGGAGUGUCUCCCAGGAGCACCCGGCCACCAAGGACCCCCUGCUCCGUGUCCAGGAGGUGCUGAAUGGCACAGAGGUGAACCUGCAGCACCUCACCGCCCUGGUGGACUGCCGCAGCCUGCAUCUGGACUACGUGCAGGCGCUGACUGGCUUCUGCUACGACGGCGUCGAGGGCCUCAUCUACCUGGCCCUCUUCUCCUUCGUCACUGCCCUCAUGUUCAGCUCCAUCGUCUGCAGCGUUCCGCACACCUGGCAGCAGAAGAGAGGCCCCGAUGAGGACGGGGAGGAGGAGGCCGCCCCAGGGCCGCGGCAGACCCACGACAGCCUCUACCGCGUCCACAUGCCCAGCCUGUACAGCUGCGGGAGCAGCUACGGCAGCGAGACCAGCAUCCCGGCAGCGGCCCACACUGUCAGCAACGCCCCGGUCACCGAGUACAUGAGCCAGAAUGCCAAUUUUCAGAAUCCCCGCUGUGAGAACACCCCACUCAUUGGGCGCGAGUCCCCACCACCCUCACGCUAUCUGGCUGCCCUGGACUCUGGCAGCCACGCGGGCUGGCAGUUUAAGCCCAUGGACAGCGCCCGAACGCUGUGGUAGCUGUGCCCUCAGAGUGACAGUACACCUCCAGCAUGAGAGCCAAAUACCUCGCCACGAGCCAGCCUCGCCCCGACUCCAGCGGCAGCGGGCACUAGACCGCGCUCCAGGCAGCCACCCUCCCCACGUGCCAAUCGCCCCCUCCCCGUGCCAGCACUGCCGCUUCCACCCAGGGCCAUCCCCGGAUCUCCGCGUGCCACGCCAGGCCCGCCUCGGACAGGCGCAUCUGCAGGCCGCUUGCCCCUCCUCUCCCCUGCCCGCAGGGGCACAGUUGAGAAUCGGGGGCACUGGACCCGUGCCCGCAACUUGAGUCACACACCUGAACGCUGCUGCCCUGCCCCUGCCCUGCACGGCCACCCUCUGCCCCUGGAUUCGCCGAGCCCACUCUGGGCAGGUGCUUGUGCCGUGAAACGAUUGUUCCCUCUGCCGCCGAUGCCGCUCUCACCCCCCCGCCCCUGCCGGCACCCUGGUCUGUGCUGUCCCUGCUGGGCCCCUUCCCUCCUGCAGCUCCGACGCCACCUGCCCAGGUGCUUCUGUGGACCCCUUCUUAGUUCACAGGCAUGGCAGGAGCCCUCUGUGCUGGGCAUCCCCUGGCCACCAAGGGACAGGGCACACACCACCUGCUCGUUCCCACACCGCAGACCUCACCGCCCCUACGCACCCGUCUCUCUGCAGUGUCAGUGGUCCCCUCGCCCAUGUGGCCCAGCUGACCACAGCUCGCCUCUCCCGCCAGCUGCCAAGCCUCUCGGGGCCCUCUGCCUCCUGCCGCCUCUCUCUCCCUCAGCGCCUGCCCUGCGGAGGCGCCAGCCCUCCCACCUCCCAGUGCUGGCCUCCUACUUGGUGCCAAACCCCCUCCCCCAACCCCAGAGACUGGGCAGCUUCAUCUGGUUCGUUUUUUUGCACUAACCACAUUUGUCAUCUCCAGGGCAGGCCAGGGCUGCGGUCUGAGGGGACCACUGGCCCCUUCCCUCCCUUCUUGGUUCUGUUUCCAUCCACGACAGGUGCACAGUCCCCGGAGCCCGGCCUCAGGGGCUGGACCCGAGCUGGCUGGGAGUGUGCCCUCAGCCCCUGCCACCCUCCCAGGACUAACCACUAACCUCACUCCCAGCUCCAUGGGCGCCUCUGGCCAAGAGCCAACGAGUGUGACCCCAAGUCCAAGCUGGAGCUGAAGCCCAGCACAGCUGGCCAGGAGCCGGGGCUGGGGUAGCUGUUUCUUCGUGGGGUGCUGCUGGGGAGGGGCCUUAGACCAACAGGUGCCCCAGAGGGCCAGAGACCCCUCCCUGGGCAGCUGCGGUGCCAGGAGGGCUGCGUCCUUGGCAAUGAAUAUCCCACAGGCUGUGGACUGGGGUCACUGCAGCCUCUAUCUCCCACCUGUGAAGCGGGAACAAGGCUUCCCUAAGGUGCUUUUGGCUCUAGUGUACGAUGUUUGCUUCCUGCCGUGGAGGGUAGAACCACUCCCCAAAUCAGGACCGGGACGUUCUGCCCCUUCCAGCCCUGGCCCUGGCCCAGAUGGCGGGGCCGAAUGCGUGUGCCAAGGCCAGGGGCAGCCAGAGGGCCGCUGGACAGCCACGCGCAGGGGUCGAGGCCGGGCCCCGCGGGGAAGGGGGCAGGCAGCCCCAGCAGUUUACAGACACGUGGUUCUCCCUCCCAGAGCAGCAGGGCAGCUCCCUGUACCAGAAAUGUCCUCAUCCCUCCCUGGGCCAGCUCCCCCUGCCCCUCGUCCGUGACCCCUCUUCCUUUGUCCUGGUGUCUGGGACCAAAAGCGGGAGGGAGCCAGUGGGCCAGGGGCCCCAAGCCUGGGCAUCUGAGCCCCCCGGGCAUGACCAAACCUCGUGGAGGAGGCUGCUCCAGGCCCUGCCAGGGCCGUCGUUCUGAGCCACAUGGGGCGCGGCCGACCCGCCCAGGCUUUCCUCUGGGUGCGACCCGCCCUGGGAGCUGCCCUGACUGCGGAUCAGGAGGGGCACUGGCACCCCUGCCUGGGUGCCCGCCGAGCGCCGGUGACUGCUCAGAAGCACAAAUGCUGCCCGCGGCCGAGAGGCUGCCGCAAGGUGAAUGUACAUAGCAUGAGAGGCGGGCGCUGCCCGGACGUGGCUGUGACCCCGUGCUGUCUUGGGACUCCCGACUGUCGUGUGCGUGCGUGCCCCGUCUGUGACUUUUUACUCACCGAGGUUGAAGACAGGAAAAGGGAAAAUCAAAAGGGGUUCAAACCCCACCUCAGUAGUGGCGGGGAGCGGCUCCUGCCGGCGGUUUUCUUUCUGUCCUGAGUGCCGCGUUCCCAACCCCCCAUCCCAGCAACCUCUCCACACCCACCGGGGGGCGUCAGGCCAGGGCCACCCGCCCGUCGCCGGCCCCACGCUCACCCGCACCAGUGGGCCUUGCCCGCCCAGGCCCUGCAGCAUGGGAGUGGGGCAGGGAGGCCCGGACCAGCUGGUGGGCUCCCCGGUGCCCGCUCCCCUGCCCCCCUGCGGGUCUGGGAAGAGGAAGGGCCUGGCUGGGAGCCCCUGACCCUUUCCCUGCCGCGCCUACCCACCCAUUUCACUAUGCAAUCCAGUUCCAAGCACCGUCCCCUCCUGCCCCAGGGCCUUCUGUGGGGGUCCCUGGUCUGGCCAUAACGGUUGUGUGCCGCACCACUUCCCAUUUGUUCCAUAUUAUAUAUAUAUAAAUUUCUCCGCUCAUUCCUCCCCGGCCCCGGCAUCUCCCCACCCCUCACCCAGCGGACUUGACAGCGGGGCAGCGCUGAGGCCUGAACCAUUUUUGCAUUUUCCCCUCCAGCCUCCGUAGGUCCAUGGCUGUACGUACUGUCGCUGUGUUUUCGUUUUUGUUUUUUAGAACGGAGUUUGGGGGUUGAUUUUUAUUUCUUUGGGGGCUUUAUUUUUCUUGGCAAAUACUAAAAAUCUCGUCAAUGUAAUUUCUGUGGUUUCUAUUCAGCUUGGGUUUCAUGUUUUAAAAUAAACAGGUUUUGAAAAACA